Molecule: messenger RNA, 4523 nt
Organism: Ostrinia nubilalis (European corn borer)
Lineage: Eukaryota; Metazoa; Arthropoda; Insecta; Lepidoptera; Crambidae
Gene: superdeath
Product: aminopeptidase N
Exons: 14
Coding region: 120-3113 (997 amino acids)
Biological process (GO): peptide catabolic process; proteolysis
Cellular component (GO): cytoplasm
Molecular function (GO): metalloaminopeptidase activity; peptide binding; zinc ion binding
Source: RefSeq, a predicted model, not a curated record
GCGGCAGUCUAAUUCCGACCGCCACGCUCGUUGCUCGCGCGCGCUCGUCUCUCCGCGACUCCGCGCAAUUAAAGAAACAAUGGACACACGUCACUAAUAGAUAACAUGUCGGUGAUGUGAUGACGCAGGCUCGCGAAUCCCUCGGCAUCAUGGACGGCAACCCGCCUUCCUGCGACUUCUCCACGAAGACCAAGCGAGGGGUCUACCUCUCCAAGGGCCUGGCCUUCGUCAUCCUCGUCAUCUUCGCCCUGGCCCUCGUAGCCACCUCCUUCAUCGUGUACAACUUCGCAGCCUGCCCCAGAACUGAUCAGCUGGCCAACGUCACCAAAUACGAACUUACCCACUGUGACCAAUCCAAACUCUUAGUGAUACCUCUUAGUACUGAAAGUAGUAAAAGUGUUCUGCCUUUAGAAACAACGACUCUCUUCACAACCACAGAAGUCGCCGAAGCCGCGAUAACUGAUGUGCGAUUGCCAACUAACGUCAAACCUGACAAAUACAAACUCAAGUUGACUCCAUACAUUUACGAGGGUAACUUUACUUUCGAUGGUGAAAUUAGUGUAGUGUUAACUGUGAAAAACGAUACCAACCGAGUGACCUUCCAUGGUGUUGAACUCACGUUUCAUAACAUAAGUUUGUUUGAGAAAGCUGACAACAGAUUCAUCAGGAUCGUGAGAAGAACGGAGGAUGUGCCAAGGCAAUUCCACGUGUUGGAGCUGAACGAAACGCUAAAGGCUGGGCGGCAGUACGUGCUAAAUAUCACGUACACUGGAAUCUUAAACGAUAACCUUCACGGUUUCUACAGAAGUUCUUACGAGGAGAAAAAUGUGACGAGAUGGAUAGCCGUAACCCAGUUCCAAGCCACAGACGCCCGCCGUGCGUUCCCGUGCUGGGACGAGCCGGCGCUGAAGGCUCGCUUCACCAUCAGCAUCGCCCGACCCUCCAACAUGAGCUCCGUGUCAAAUAUGAACAACGUCGGACGAGAACCUCAUGCCACCUUACCAGACUACACAUGGGACCACUAUGCCGAAUCUCUUCCGAUGUCGACCUACCUGGUCGCCUUCGCCGUCACAGACUUUGGCAGCAUGAGUGACAAGAACUUCACUGUAUGGGCUAGGAAAGAGGCCCUGUCCUCUGCAGCCUAUGCCCUGGACAUAGGCCCGAAGAUCCUGAAGUUCCUGGAGGUCUACUAUAAGAUCAAGUUCCCACUGCCAAAGAUCGACAUGAUAGCGUUGCCUGACUUCAAGGCCGGUGCUAUGGAGAAUUGGGGGCUGCUUACUUUUAGAGAAAUAGCAAUGUUGUACGACAACAACAUUUACCCUACGACGGCCAAGGCGCGCGUGGCUGCAGUAGUGGCUCACGAGAUCGCUCAUCAGUGGUUCGGCAACCUGGUGACCCCGGCCUGGUGGUCCGACAUCUGGCUCAACGAAGGCUUCGCUAGCUACGUGGAGUACGUAGCUGUUGAUGCCGUGGAGAAAACAUGGGAAUCCAUGGAGGUGUUCGUCCUGAAUGAGGUGCAGAGCGUCUUCAAGCUGGACGCCUUGACCUCCUCCCACCAGAUCUCGGUGGAAGUCGGCAACCCUGAGGAGAUCGGGGCCAUAUUUGACAAGAUCUCUUAUGGGAAAGGUUCCGCCAUCCUCCGCAUGAUGAACCAUUUCCUCACCGACGACGUCUUCAACUCCGGGAUCACGGACUACCUCAACGCGAAGAAGUAUGGUGAUGCGGAACAGAGAGACCUCUGGAGCGCCCUCACCAAUGCCGCCCACCAGAGGGGCGCUUUGGACGCCGAUGUAGCCGUCAUCAUGGACUCCUGGACUUUGCAGACUGGGUUCCCAGUCCUGACCAUUACGAGGGAUUACGAUAGUGGAGUCGUAUCUUUAAGACAGGAGCGCUUCGUUCUCAUCAAUAACACGGCAGACAAUCAGACGUCCCCCGUGUGGUGGAUACCGGUGUCUUACACCACUGCUUCGGAGAAGGACUUCAAGUCCACCAGACCACGGGUCUGGCUGAGGGGAGAGAGGGCGAUCGAGGUCAAGAACAUAUCGGCUGGGAAGGACGAGUGGUUGAUAGCCAAUAUUCAGCAGACAGGUUUCUAUCGAAUAAACUACGAUAGUCGCAACUGGAAGAUGCUAGUCGAGGUCCUCAACAACCCCUCUCGAUUCCAAGAGAUCCACCCCAUCAACAGAGCCCAGAUUGUCGACGAUGCUAUGAACCUGGCGCUGGCUGGCCGAUUGGACUACAGAACUGCUCUGGACAUCACCAGCUACCUCACUCAUGAGAGAAGCUAUGUGCCCUGGAAGGCUGGUUUGGUGGCUUUGGGGUAUAUUGAUAUGAUGCUGUCGAAAGGAGCUUAUUACUUGGAGUAUAAGCGGUACGUGCUCCGUCUCCUCGACGGUGCGGUCAAAGACCUCGGCUGGGAGGUGUCAGCCAACGAGAGCGUGGUGCGGGCCCAGCAAAGAGCCGACCUACUGUCCACGGCAUGUCACCUGGAGCAUGUGGAUUGCAUGGAGCAUGCCGUCAGGAUGUACACCAACUGGAUGCUCACGCCUAACCCUGAUGCAUACAACGAUAUCCACGCCGACGUUCGCAGUACUGUGUACUGUGUGGGUAUCCAAGCGGGCGGUGCGCGGGAGUGGCGUUUCGCUUGGGAACGGUUCCGAGUGGCCAGUGCGCCGGCGGAGAGAGAGCUGUUGCUGACUGUACUCGGUUGUACGCGGGCUCCUUACUUACUGUACAGGUACCUCGAGCUUUCUUUGAGGAAUGACAGCGGUAUUCGGAAGCAGGACACAGUGAGAGUGUUCUCAGCUGUAGCCAGUUCAGCAAUCGGUCAGCCCAUAGCCUUCAACUUCGUGCGAGCCAACUGGCAAAGGAUUAAGAAUUAUGUGAACUCAGCUCUAACGCUGAACACCAUCGUGAAAGUGGUGACGCGAAGGUUGAAUCAACAACAUGAGUAUGACGAGCUCUUAAGAUUCAUAUCAGAAUCGUGCACAGAGCUCGGUCGUCCAGUAUCGCAGGUGUUGGAAAGCACAGCAGCCAACGUGCAAUGGAUGCAGAACAACUACCAGGUCAUAGUCGACUGGCUCCUGGCAGCUGACCAGGAGAAGACCUGGUGACCUGGAAGAACUUUAGACAUAAAUGGUUUAGCUUAAGCACAUUCGCUUUUGAGAGAUUAUGGUUAGCACUUUUUAUAUUAAAGCGAAUAUUUUUAAUGCUGUUACACUAUUUCAGUAUGGAAAUAUUUAAAAUGAGUCUCACUUGGAUUCUAAAAUCAAGAACAAAUCUGAUUUCAUUAUCAGAAUGAAUUAAGAUUCAUCUACAUUUGAGUUAUGAUGCGGUGAAUUAGGACAAAACUCACACACAAUAUUCUGUUGUUUUUGAUGUCUUCAAUUAAGAAGUAACAAAUUCUUGACCAAACUACCUUUGUAAAACACGUAGCAUCUAUUUUUUUAAUAUAGCUAAUUUAUAAUGGAUUUGUCGUACGUAUUGUUUAUUUGGUAAUCGAAUGUUGAACUUGUGAAGCUAUAGAGCAUCUAUAAAACCCACUAGUCACUUUAAAACUGGAUUAGUUUAGUCGUUAAAUCGAAAUAAAUACCAAAGUGAUAGGAUAGUCGUAAUUAUUCGGUCUAAUCGAGUUAUCUUGAAUAGCGACACGCGACUACUAUACAAAAUUUUUGAUAAUACAAUCUCUUUUGUACAAUUUUUAUUUAUACAGGGUGACGACUUCGCCACCUGGAUUAUUUAAAAUGGCGACUAUGCUCAUCGUAACUUACAACAUUUUUAAUAUUCAGCAAUAUUGUAAAAUGUAAAAGUGUUCCCCAUUAAAUAUGAAUUUUAAUCAUGAUUAUUUUUCGUUCAUAAUAUUUCUUCCAAAAUAAAAUGGUUUCCCAUAAAAGAGUUCUGACACAGGUUGAUAUGAGUUCAGUAGCCAUUUUGAAUAAUACGAAAGUCAGCAAUGAUUUUGUGUUCACUCAAUUAGCAAAAGGAUAGUUAUUCAUUGAAUUACAUUAUAAUUAAAUUAAUUUAGUUUGUAAGUAGAUGUUAUUAAUUAAGGUUGCUUUAAGUUCUGUAGAUCCAAAUAAGAUUUUAAUCAUUUUCUCAGUGUUUAUUAUUGUCACACAAUGUUUUAGUGUCAAUCAAUCAAAUUUUCAAAAAUAUGUAUCUUGCUAUCUCGAAGAGCCAUUUUUUCUUUUAAAUUUAAUGUAUUAAAGUACAAUUUCAUAUUUUUUUUAUUAAUAAUAUACAAUGUAUUUUUAGUACAAUUUUUGUUUCUUAAACUAAACAUAGAAAUAAUAUGAAUCUGAUAAUUUUAAAAUGCAAAUUAAUGUUUCUGUACCUAAGUACUAGCUAGAUAAUCCUUGAAUAUGAUUGAAAAAUUAGUAAAAUUAUGUACAUAUUUACGCUAACGUUUUACUCGUGUCUUUGAACUCCGGUGGGCUAUAAAUGAUUUGAUUGCUCACAUGGCGUUCAAAGAGUGGCAUAUUUAUAACAAUUUUCCUAAUAAAUGGAGUAUGUUUUUAAAAGAA